Molecule: messenger RNA, 2145 nt
Organism: Brassica napus (rape)
Lineage: Eukaryota; Viridiplantae; Streptophyta; Magnoliopsida; Brassicales; Brassicaceae
Product: probable glucan endo-1,3-beta-glucosidase BG4
Exons: 1
Coding region: 849-1964 (371 amino acids)
Biological process (GO): carbohydrate metabolic process
Cellular component (GO): plasma membrane
Molecular function (GO): hydrolase activity, hydrolyzing O-glycosyl compounds
Source: RefSeq, a predicted model, not a curated record
UUAACAAAUUAUAAAGAUCCACUCUUAUCAACUACUUUUUAAGCCUUCCAUGCAGUUCCCAUGGCCGAUACAAAGGAAACUUUGUUGUUGGACAAAGAACCAAGCCAACCAGAGCAAUUUAUUACACACAAGUGUUGUUCUUAGUUGGAACACUAUCCGCGUGACCUUUUUAGGAACAAGAAAAAUGAAUAGGACACAAAUGUAUAGAAAUGAAAUCGUAAAAAUUAAAAGAAACACUUUUUCUUCUCAAAUUUAACCAAUAUUUUUCUACAAAAAAUGAACAAAAAAGAAUAAUAAAAAAAUAAUUCUGCCUAAGUAGUGAUUUUUUUAAGAAUGAUAAGGAAUUCAAUGUUUGUCUUCAUUGGUCACUAUUCAAAACUAAUUGUUCAUAUAAUAUGGAAAAAUAUCCUUUAUCCAUGUUGAUAUAAUGUUAGUCAAAUUCAUAUACUUUAAGUUUAAUUUAUUAUCUAAUAAACAUCAAACUAUUCAUGAAUGAAUGAAUUUUCGAUAUUUUAUACAUGAAUGUAUCAAAUUUAUACAUGAGUGUAUCAGUUAAUUAUGUAUUCAGUUUAAUGUAUUUUAAGAUAAUUUUUGUAUAUUUAGCAGAUUUUCAACUACAUAGAUUUCAGUUUCAUUAAAAGUAUAGUAAGAUUCACUUAAUCAACACAAAGAAAACAAAACACAUGACUAGUUAAUAAGUGAAGCACCAAAUUUGUAAAUGAAUCAACGACGAAGAUCACAAUGGAAACAAAAAUAAAAGAAAUUGACUAUUUAAAUAAAUAACAAUGACUCUGGAAAUAGAUCUCAGACAUUGUUCAUAUAUAUAAACACACGUGAACAACCAAUAUAUGCAAGAAACAAAAAGAACAAGAAAAAAAAACUCUUCUCUUUUCUUCAGACAAUCUAAUACACACAAAUACAGAAGUUUCAUCAUGAACUACUCUCCUAAGACGGUGUUCUUGUUCUUCCUCUCGUGCAUUGUGCUGAUUUUCAACUACGGCCUCGUCACCACCGCAGCAAGUAACGUAGGCUUGAACUACGGCCUCCUUGGAGACAAUCUCCCACCUCCAUCAAAUGUUAUCAACCUCUACAAGUCCAUUGGCAUUACCAAAGUCCGUAUCUUCGACCCAAAUACCGAGGUUCUUAAUGCCUUACGCGGUCACCGCGAUAUCAAAGUCACCGUAGGCGUUAGAGACCAAGACUUGGCUCCUCUUGCAGCCAGCGAGGACGCUGUUAAAGCCUGGUUCGCGACCAACAUCGAGCCUUAUUUAUCCGACGUCAACAUCGCUUUCAUUACCGUUGGUAACGAAGUCAUCCCUGGACCGAUCGGUCCUCAGGUUCUUCCCGUCAUGACGUCUCUCACCAACCUCGUCAAGUCUAGGAAUCUUCCGAUCUCCAUAAGCACUGUUGUGUCCAUGGCAAACCUCGGACAGUCCUACCCACCUUCCGCGGGAAUGUUCACGUCCCAGGCGCGUGAACAACUCACCCCAGUUCUGAAGUUUCUGUCUCAAACGAGUACGCCGAUCCUCGUCAACAUCUACCCUUACUUCCCUUACGCAACCGACCCGGUGAACAUUCACCUCGACUACGCCAUUUCCAAGAGCAAGGCCGUCGUGGUACAAGACGGACCAUUGGGAUAUUCAAACAUGUUUGAUGCAAUGUUCGACGCAUUCUUGUGGGCAAUGGAGAAGGAAGGAGUGAAGGGUUUACCAAUGGUGGUGUCUGAGACGGGAUGGCCGUCCGCGGGCAACGGAGACAUGACCACGCCGCUUAUUGCAGCUACCUAUAAUGGAAACUUUGUGAAACAUGUAGAUAGCGGCAAAGGGACACCAAAGAGGCCUAGCAGCCGUGUCGACGGGUUUUUAUUUGCAACGUUCAAUGAGAACCAGAAGCCGCCAGGGACUGAACAGAACUUCGGAUUGUACAAUCCUGUUGAUAUGAAACCUAUCUAUAAGCUGUUUUGAGUGUGAAAGUUUCUAUGACUUUCCUGUUUUUUUUUACUAAUAAUAAUGCUCUAGUUGUUUUUUUGCUUAAUUAAAGUAAAGAUUAACAACAAUAUAUACCACAUGUAAUAAUAAUAAACUAUUGGUUUCAAUGAGAUGAUGAAAUCUCUUAACAAAACAUAUAUAGUUUGGCUUUGGAAUC